CUGAGGAGUCGUCAGAUCAAGUACGAUGUUAUCGCUAUACAAGAGACGAAGGGCAGAACGGAAACCAUUAGAAAAACCGAUCACAACGAGCUGCUUAUUGUCGGAGCCAAGGUGGAUGGCAAGAAUGUCGGCGGAGUUGGAUUUCUCGUAAACCAGGCAGUGGUCCACCUAGUCGACUCUCACAAAAUCGUUAGUCCACGCAUCGCUGUUCUACGUCUUCUGACCAAAAAUCAAGGUACCAUAUCCAUUAUCAACGGAUAUGCGCCCACCUCCGCCGCCACUGACGAAGAACGCGAAGAAUUUUACCAGCUUCUAGAAGAUACGUUCAGAAUGAGAGAAAUGGUAGCAGAGGACAUCAUCUCCCAGAGGUACGAUGAUAUCGUCAAGAGCCCGUCAGAUCAGAGAGAGUAUCGAGGACUUGAACUCACAAAUGGCCUCCGGGUACUACUGGUAUCGGAUCCGUACUACAGAUAA
This is a messenger RNA of Cooperia oncophora, 474 nucleotides long. The record is from the annotation of a GenBank genome assembly. Lineage: Eukaryota; Metazoa; Nematoda; Chromadorea; Rhabditida; Trichostrongylidae.